AUGCUGCUUUCUGUUUCACCGACCACUGAUACGGAGAAGCUCGAGAGAAUAAUGCACAACGUAGGCAGCAUGAUACUCACCAACGGUGGACAGAUCACACAAACGUUUCUUGGCAUGAGUGGCGUACUGUUGGCUAUAAAAUUUUGCAGCUUUGUCGAGAAGCGAAAGGGAAAAGUGAGCUUCCUUUCCGUUCCAUAUGAGAUCCUCUAUCGUUACGUAAGAUUAACACCGGUGUAUGCGUUCGUGAUAUUGCUGCAUGCCACGUGGCUGCUGAAGCUGCAAACUGGCCCUCUGUGGAGCUGGAUUGCCAAAACGGAGCAAACAUUCUGCCGCCGGAACUGGUGGACGAACCUACUGUACAUCAACAACUACGUACAUGCUGAUGAGCCAUGUGUCCAGCAGGCAUGGUACCUUGGUGCCGAGUUUCAAAUAUUCAUCAUCGCACUGAUCGUGCUGGUUACGAUCGUAAAGAUCCCCCGUGCAAAGGUCCCCAUACUGGGAUUGGUGCUACUUGCAGGCUACGUCAUUCCCGCGCUCUUCAUCUACUACCAAAAGCUAGAGGGAACGUACAUUAUCACCUUAGAGUAA
This is a messenger RNA of Anopheles coluzzii, 588 nucleotides long. Its product is annotated as nose resistant to fluoxetine protein 6-like. Lineage: Eukaryota; Metazoa; Arthropoda; Insecta; Diptera; Culicidae. The record is from RefSeq and is a predicted model, not a curated record. The transcript is spliced from 5 exons. The coding region runs from base 1 to 588 and encodes 195 amino acids.